UCCUCCGCUAGCAUCAUAGACUGUGAGGUUAGCAUCCUGUUAGCAUUUAGCUAACCGUUAGUAGUGUUUACGCGAUAUCGAAAGAUGGCUGGAGACCUGAAAGGCUUCGCGCUGGAGAAAGCCGAGCUGCUUUCCACCCAUUUGAGGGAGGCCCUGUCGCUGGGUAAUGAAUAUGUUCGGGCCCAGUUCGGAAUAGAUUUGGACCUGAAGCCUGAGCAGUACCCGACGUGGGUCAUCCUGUCCACGGCCGCUGUGGGGGUGCUGGUGUUACUCAGCCUGUCCUGGGCCGCUCUCUGUGGCCGGCUGCUGGUCAGGAAACAGCGGGGAUCCCCGAUCACCCAGGGCGGCGCUGAGCCCGACAAGGCCAGUGUGGCUAAACCUGCCAAACCAGAGGAGCAGAAGAAGAGGAGCAAGAAGAAAAUACCCGAAAAGAGGACUCAAUCCAAUGGACAACCAGUGACUGGAGCCCAGGAGGAAGUUAAAGUGGCCGAGCCCGUUUCUAAGCCCGCCCCGCUGAUCAAAACCGAGAAGGUUCAAGUGGUACUGGCUCCAGCUCAGGUGAAAAAGAACAAAAAGAAAACUAAGGUGGAUGUGAAACCAGUCCAGCAUGUGUCUACGAGUGUUGGAAAGGAGCCUGAUGAUGGUGCAUGGGAGACCAAAGUCAGUAACCGAGAAAAGAAGCAGCAGCGAAGGAAGGACAAGGGCCCAGAGGACUCUGGUAGCCCUGGAGGGGUGGAUGCCUUAAAGACCAAUGUGGAGGCCCCUGUAGCAACAGCACCUACCAACACCAAGAAGAGCAAAGGACACAACGAGUCAUUGCAUUCAAGAACAACUGGAAAGGGGGAUGCGCCCAGUGGAGCUGUGCCUUCAAGCUGGAGAGAGGAGCCUUCAGUGAAUGGCGGAGGUUGGACUGACAUUUCUUUGAUCCCAGGUCAGAUGGGUGCGAUGGAGGGAGCCAAGUGGAGCGCCAUCCCAGCGACUGCACACUACAGAGCCCCACCUAAGCGCCAGUCCUGGGCCCAGGAGACCCAAGCAGCAUGGAGUGGCAUCGAUGGCCGGAUGAAGACUGACCUCAACCCUGUGACCUUUUCCAUGCUGGGACGAAACACCACAGACCCAAUAUCAAAUUCAAUUGAGCUUCAGUGGGCAAGCAGCCCAGAUGUUGACGAUGAAUGGUCUGGAUCCAAUGGGACUGCAUCAGCGGACCCCAGCUCUGACUGGAAUGCUCCAGCCGAGCAUUGGGGAAACUACGAGGAGCCUCCUGUGUUGCUGACAUCAGCACCUCCACCAAAGGAACAGCCUGCCUCACACAAGGUAUCGGAGGAUGAGAAGGAUACUGAGGACCCCUCUGACGGGGCAGCCAAGUCAAAGAAGAAGAGGAAAAAGAAGAAGAAAACAGAGGAGGAGUCUGCCCCUGAGGCCCAGACGCUAAGCACAGCGCCCCUGGUCGAUACAGUGGUGAAACCCCAAGAGCUGCCUGUGCUGGCUUCAAAGAAGCAGAAUCCAAGCAUAUCCUCCUCUCAGAAGAAGUCUGAGCCGACUGUGGAGCCUCCGAAGCCUGCCCAGAAGAAGAAGGCCCGAAGGGAAACAUGAAGUCUCAUGACAGGUCCAGACAGAGCAUAUGCAAAUGAUUGUUAACUGUGUCACAUGCAAUAACUACCAGGUACAGAGCGUCUUUCAGAGAUACAUCAACGGUUUAUCAGUUCAUGAAACAAAGAGAAAACAAGCAGUGGAUAAUAUCUGCUUGACUUAACAAAGAGAUGAAAUGUGGUCCUAUGGACUGAAAACUUAACUAAUUUGCACUAUUUGCUACUCUGCAACCAGGUUGGAGUUUAGGGGAAGUGGUGGCAGUGAAGGUACAUGUUCAUUUAAUAAAUAUUAUUUUUAUCACAAGUGUUUUUUUUCCACCCAUUGUUUAACUUGUGGUAUUAUAAGUUUAACUGUGGUAAACCUGAAAAUCCAUCACAGUUUUUUUUUUACUAUGAAAACAAAUGCCACAAGAAAAACAAACAUAUUUAUUCCCCAGACAAAUGCACUCUGUAUUUUCCCCACAUGCCCAUAACACCACAAAUAUUAACGAUUGAAUUACGUCAGCGUAAGCUACAUUUUACGGCUGGUCUUGAAAAGAAUUGGUUCUGAUUUUCUUGUAAUCUAUCUCAGUACAGAAUCACAAGCCUGCACUUAACAUCUUCGGAAAAUGGGCUUAAAAUAGUCCAAAUGCAUUCAUGAUAAACUUAAGAGCUCAUUAAGCAUCCAGAAAAAAAUCUGAGUAAAAAUGAACUUUUCUCCUACAGAUCAAAGGCAGCUCAUUUUUCUGUUGAGACCAUUCAUCUUAACUUUGUAGACAUGAUGCAUGUCAUUUUGAUCAGCUUCUUUCUGGCUUCACACAAAGUAAUGACACAUUGACUAUUAGCAUUGUUCACCCCUUUAUAAAAUGUUUGAGCCACCUGUGUAAGAAUCUUAGGUGGAAAUAGAGACCCCCUUUUUUUAAAAUUAUUACUUUCAGAUGAUAAAAAUAGUGAUAGCUUACAAAGUGCUUUGUUAUCCAUAUUAUAGUAAGCAGGUAGAAUACACAAUGCGUUGAUUAGAAAACUGAAUUUGCUCAGCAGAAGCUCGAUAACCACAGCCAAUAUUAGACAUCAAUGAUGAGUACUAAAUUCCUACAGCGAAAAAAUAAAUGUCAGUAACACUCGUCUUUAACCAUUCUUACACAUUGCUCACGCUUGCUUGAAAUAGCUGAAUAGCUGCUGUGUGACUGUUCUUAUGAUUGGCUUGUGGAAUCAGUUUAAAUCUCAUAAUUAAUGUUCAAGAAUGACAAUGCCCAGGUCAAACCCAACAUGAGGAAACGUUUCAAAAACUUAAAUGUCAAUAUUUCAAAAGUAGUUUGAAGCCUAUUUCUGAGAUCUUUAAAUGUUAAUUAUUGUAUAUGAAGACCCGCCGCCCCCCACCUUUUCCAUCCACAAAGUGCAACUACAAUGACGGAAACAGGUCGCAAAAAUCUGCAGUGUUAGCCAAAUCCAUCACUUUUCUCCAACCUCUUUUUUUGUGUCCCCACACACGUCUUAGUCUCAUACAUAGUUUUGUUGCCAUAUCAAAACCAUAAAAAUAAAUCAACAUUUCACCCCACAAAACAAAGACAGGCUCUUGAAAAUGCUAUCCCUGACUGCUGAAGCCUUGUAUUCAAUUUGGAACAUUGUAAAUUGAUUUAAUGCCCUAUUUAUUACAUUUACAGUGUAAUCACUUUACUACAGAAUCACCAUAAAGUUAGUUUGGGAAACACAAAUGAUCAACAGUGACCUUUAACUUUAUCAGAAUACAAAUGAAAUGUGAACUUCAUCCAUUACCUAUCUGUAGUGGCAGCUGUUGUCAUGGUGAAUUCUAAUUAAAUCAGAACAGCGCAGUUUGAAGUGUCUUGAAGACAGAAUCUUCUCAGUCUUUUUCCUACAGUUUAAACCACCACUUGACUGUCCAUUCGGUGAUGGGUUGUUCCAAAGAGUUGUAGUUUUGACCAAAUAUUGUUAAAUGCACUGCAGUCUGAGGGUCAGAGCCGGCUUGAAAACACAACAAGAAGUGUUUUUUAGAAAGUUUGUUAAACUUAUGAAGUCACUGUCACACCAACAGCUGAAAAGACACAAUUCCGUCUGAUAUCUAAUUCAAAGAUGUCCAUAUUAAAGUUUGAAAUGUGGGCCAUUCUGAACAGAUUCUGGCUUUACUUUGGGGACUGUUGCUAACGGUUAUGUAGAGAGCACAGUAUCUAGUAUGAACCACCAGGGGGCACUGUAAUUUGAAGUAAAGAUGGAGUGGGUUAAUCCCAUAAAUCAGUAGCACUGAUCUUUUGUCUCUCCACUUUUAUCAUUCUGAGUGCAUCUGUUUUUACCUGACUAAACUGUGCUUUGAUUUUCUAGAGACUUAACUGUCCCUUUUUUUUUGCAAUCUAUGAAUUGUAUUUUUUUUUUUAACAGCAUUUUCUUCCAGUUUCUGUGCUAGAAAAGCCAUGCCAUAUGUACAGAUUGUAAGGGCUUUUUCCAGUUCUGUGAUUGCACUGUGCAAAAGGCAGCAAGGAGUUCCUUUUGAUGUCAAUGACUUGUUUUGUACUACCUUUUUUUUGGAAUGUGAAAUGUGUAACUUUUUGAGGUUUGCACCUGAGUUCCAGACUUUAUGAUUUCGGGGCACGGGGGGAUGUUUGGGGUUAACAAUGAAAACAUAGAAAUAUGAUAAGGAGCAGCUUUAAUUUUACAUCAGAGUUGGUUUAAAACAAGACACACACAUAAACGAUUACACAUAUUUAACAUAUAUUAAACGGAAUCUAAUUCCAUUGCCUUAACCUGUAGUUGUAUAGAAAGUACAUUGGCAUCUUUUUUUUUUUUUUUUUUAGAGUUUCCAUCCAGUUGCAAGUUUUGAUGUCAGAAAGUAAUUUCAUCUUGCAUGUCUUUGAUAAUAGUACUUGUGUACAUGAAAUAAGAACGAUCUCUUGCUUUAUCUGUAAGUACUUGUUCCUGGAGUACACCUUAGUGUAUAUACUGUACUAGCUUUUUAAUGAGACAAACUGCAGCUCUUUCUGUGCGCCUCGGAUGGAGCGGACAGUAACAGGAUUGUGUUUUUAGGCAAAGAGUCUUAGAGCAUCAACAUGUUGAUCAGAUGGUAUUGAUACAUAGUGUUUGGUAGACCUGAUAGGACAAAAUGAUAUGUCGCUGUGGCUUCAGGCAACCUUUUUUUUGUUUUUGUUAAAUUUUUACUGAUGAUUAAAAUCCAAUCAAUGUAUUUAUAUACUUGUCUCUAGAAAGCAGUUAUGUGAAUGAUUUUGUUUAUUGAGAAGAUAUAAAUAAAAUUUCUAUGUUUGUUUGGUAAAGAUGAAAAAUAAAUAAGAAUUGCUUGAUAUCAA
This is a messenger RNA of Labrus mixtus (cuckoo wrasse), 4882 nucleotides long. RefSeq names its product metadherin a (gene mtdha). Gene Ontology annotation, cellular component: nucleus. The coding region runs from base 85 to 1593 and encodes 502 amino acids. Gene Ontology annotation, biological process: positive regulation of canonical NF-kappaB signal transduction; regulation of transcription by RNA polymerase II; negative regulation of apoptotic process. Gene Ontology annotation, molecular function: transcription coregulator activity. The record is from RefSeq and is a predicted model, not a curated record. NCBI's taxonomy places the organism in Eukaryota, Metazoa, Chordata, Actinopteri, Labriformes, Labridae. The transcript has 12 exons.